GAGUCUUCCAGAGACAUACAUUGAUCAUUUAUCUGGAAAUGCAGAUCAGAAAGGGACAAGUCCAUUAAAUGAACAAGUAGAAGACUCUCUGGAAAAAUAUUCUUUCUUAAAGCCUACUGUCGAGGAGAAAGAUUCUGUUCCUAAGAAAGGAGGAGAAAUGGAGGAAAAACAAACAUCGAAAUCAGAUUCUCCAGGAAAAUGUUCUUACUUGAAGCCUGCUGUGGAGGGGAAAGGUUUUGUUCCUAAUGAACCCAGAGAAAUGGAGGAUAUACAAGCAUCCCAAUCAGAUUCUCCAGGAAAAUAUUCUUACUUGAAGCCUGCUGUGGAGGGGAAAGAGUUUAUUCCUAAUCAACCCAGAGAAGUGGAGGAAAUUCAAGCAUCCCAGUCAGAUUCUCCAGGAAAAUAUUCUUACUUGAAGCCUGGUGUUGAAGUAAACCAUUCUCUUCCUAAUAAACCAGGAGAAAUGGAGGAAAAAGAAACAUCCGAAUCAGAUUUUUCAGCAGAACUAGACUUAGAAAUGACAACAGAAGAGGAGGAAGAAAGUCUUAGUGAAAGUGAAAAUAAACACCUGCAGAUUGAAGAAACGGAGAAGCACCAAAAUGAUGAAAUGGCAGUAUUGGAAAGCAUAUAUGCUUCUGCUGCUGCUGGACUAAUGCACCCAAUAGGGAGUGGAAAAACUGAUAACAACCUAUGUCCUAUUACGGAAAAUGAAGAAUCUGAUGGUGAUCCUGCUUUGGAUACAAAGGAAUUAAGGAAAGGGGAAAAAGAAAAACAAACAUCAAAAGAAUCUGUGAUUACACCAAGGUUUGAGAAAGCCCCUUCUCUAACUUCUCGUCCACUACAAAUGAAUGAUGACAGCACUUCAAGUGGAAUGGAUCAGGAUGAAGGAAGACCUGCAAAGAAAACAUCUAGUGAAGAGGAAGAGGUCAAAAAGCAAAUUCAUUCUAUGGAUGACCUUGAUGACUUAACUCCGUCAUCUGAAACAAUUUCGGAGGGUUUCCACGUGCCUUGCUGUAAUUAUAUGACAUGCAUGUCGCUAAUUGAACAACAUGGCAUGGAUUGUAAAGAUUCUGUCAGUUUACUGAAAAUCCAGGAUACGGUUCUUUCAUAUGAAAGAUUAAUAGAACUUAAAAAAUAUCACUGUGCACAACUUAAAAGAAAAAAUAAAAAAAUGGAAAAUAAGGCUAAUGGACUACAAAAGGAGCUAUCAGAAACAAAAGAAAUGAUGUCGAAGUUGGAGCUUCAAAAAAUAGAAUGGGAGCAAGAACUCUGCAGUUUGAGAUUUACUUUAAAACAAGAAAAAGAAAGAAGGAGAAAUGCUGAAAUGUUAUAUGAAAAGAUUCAGGAGCAACUAACAAGAAAAGAAGAGCAAUAUAAUAAAGAAGUUGAAAUGAAACAAGAACUUGAACUUAAUCUUAGAACACUAGAUAUGGAACUGAAGACUGUAAAAAAUGAUUUCAGUCAGGUUGUGGAAGAAUGGAAUGAUACUAAGAAACAACUUUGUCGAGAACAGGAUGCCAGAAUAUUACAAGAUGGAAUUCUAAACAAUCACCUUUGCAAACAAAAGGAGAUAGAAAUGGAUAACAAAAGGAGUUCUGGGAUUUCUAAUAGUUGUGAAAAAGAAAAAUAUCUGUUGCAUAACAAAUACAUGUUGGAGGAUCAAAUCUCUAUGCUAAGACUGGAAAUAGAAACAAUAAAUAACCAGAACCAGGAGAAGGAAAGGAAAUACUGUGAAGACAUUGAAAUUUUAAAAGAAAAGCAUGUCAGUCUUCAGAAGACCAUAAAACUGACUGAGGAAAGAUUAACGAACACAGAACUCCAACACAGUGGACAGAUUAAUGCUCUGACCAUUGAGAACACAAUGCUAAAGUCUAAACUGGAGAAUGAAAAGCAAAACAAAGAAAGACUGGACGAAAAAGUUGAAUCGUACCGUGCUAGACUAGCUACCGCUAUACAGGAUUAUGACCAAAGUCAGACAUCAAAAAGAGACCUAGAACUUGCUUUCCAGAGAGCAAAAGGCGAAUGGUUUCGUGUACAGGACAAAUUGAAUUUUGAUGUGUCUAAACUAAAAGAAGAUAAUGAGCUUCUUUCUCAGAACCUUUCUGAAGCUGAAAGUAAAUUUAAUACUCUGGAAACUGAGCUCCAUCACACAAGAGAUGCUCUCAGAGAAAAGACUUUGGUUUUAGAACGUGUACAAAGAGACCUAAGUCAAACACAGUGUCAGAAAAAGGAAAUUGAACACGCGUAUCAAAGUGCACAAGAUAAAGUGAGUAAAUACAUUGGGAAGCAGGAAUCCUUAAAGGAGAGAUUAUCUCAACUACAGAGUGAAAAUAUGUUGCUUCAACAGCAACUAGAUGAUGCUUACAACAAAGCUUCCAGUAAAGAAAAGGUAGUAAUUAAUAUCCAAGACCAGUUUCAGGAUAUUAUAAAAAAACUUCAAGCUGAAAGUCAAAAGCAAGCUCUUGUAAUAGAAGCAAGCAAGCAAGAGUUAAUCAAUGAACGUAAUCUUUUAAGAGAAAGAAUGUAUGUGUAUGAAAAGGAGAAAGUAGAAAGAGAAGUAGCUGUGAGACAACUUCAAGAAGAACUGGCCGAUACCCUAAAAAAACAGUCUAUGUCAGAGGCUUCACUGGAGGUGACAUCACGUUGUCGUAUGAAUUUAGAAGAUGAGGUAAAGGACUUAAAGGAAAAACUGGCUCAGAUUAGGAAUCAGUUGCAAGAUGCUCAAGAACGACAUGCAGAGGCUGUGAUGCGUAUUGAGACGUUGAAAGAUCACGUGCAAAAGCUUGAAGUUGAAAAUGCCGAGUUAAAAGAUACCAUCAAAAAGCAAGUGGGAAAAAUUGAACAGCUUCAGGAAAACACAUUAAGUACAUGUUCAUCUGACGAUGAAAAGGGACAGAUAAAGAAAUUUAUUGAGUUAAAACAAUCUCUUGAAUGUAGUUUGAAUCAAGAAAUGAAGAAAAAUGGUGAAUUAGAAAAAGAGAUUACUAGAUUUAAGAAACUUUUAAAAGCGACAAGAAAAAAAUUAAGUGAAUAUGGAAAUGAAGAUCUUAGUUUCCACGGAGAUUUAAGAACCAGUCACACUGAAACGGAUAUUCAGAUUAAUAUGCUAAAACAUAAGGUAAUUUUUAAUUAGUUUUGGGACUUCAGAAUCACUUGAUUUUGGGAAAUAAGUUACUCAGUGCUUUGAGCAGUGAAAUA
Molecule: messenger RNA, 3198 nt
Organism: Lontra canadensis (Northern American river otter)
Lineage: Eukaryota; Metazoa; Chordata; Mammalia; Carnivora; Mustelidae
Product: ankyrin repeat domain-containing protein 26-like
Exons: 23
Coding region: 158-3133 (991 amino acids)
Source: RefSeq, a predicted model, not a curated record